This is a messenger RNA of Lontra canadensis (Northern American river otter), 1139 nucleotides long. It is a transcript of the gene PCTP, whose product is annotated as phosphatidylcholine transfer protein. NCBI's taxonomy places the organism in Eukaryota, Metazoa, Chordata, Mammalia, Carnivora, Mustelidae. The transcript is spliced from 6 exons. Gene Ontology annotation, molecular function: phosphatidylcholine intramembrane carrier activity; phosphatidylcholine binding. The record is from RefSeq and is a predicted model, not a curated record. The coding region runs from base 323 to 751 and encodes 142 amino acids.
CACUCUGGGUAGACCUGCACCUAUCUGCCCCAAAGCCCUUUAUCUGUCUUAUGCGCCAGUGGUUUUUAAUUCACUCUUCAUGUUACUGUUACAUGUCUUUUCUUCUACCCACCCAAGCCAUUUUACCCACCUGAGUACAUAUGGCCUUGGGUCCUCAGGCCCAAGGUCCAGCUGGGGGUCAGACCAGAAGACCGGGGGCCCCUCUGUCAAUCUUCAUCUUGAUUAAUCUACCUGACCAUUUGUGCAGCAGACUGGACUUUAUGCGUAUAAAGUCUUUGGUAUUCUGGAUGAUUGCCCACCGGCUGUGCUGGCAGAUAUCUAUAUGGACUUAGACUACAGAAAACAGUGGGACCAAUAUGUUAAAGAACUCUAUGAAAACGAAUACAAUGGAGAAACCGUGGUCUACUGGCAAGUGAAGUACCCUUUUCCCAUGUCCAACAGAGACUACAUCUACAUCCGGCAGCGGCGAGACCUGGACAUGAACGGGCAGAAGAUCCAUGUAGUCCUGGCCCAGAGCACCUCUGUGCCACAGAUUCCUGAGAGGUCUGGUGUGGUCCGGGUGAAUCAGUAUAAGCAGAGCCUGGUGAUCAAGAGUGAUGGCAAGAAAGGGAGCAAAGUUUUCAUGUAUUACUUCGAUAACCCGGGUGGCCAAAUUCCUUCCUGGCUCAUUAAUUGGGUCGCCAAGAAUGGUGUUCCUAACUUCUUGAAGGAUAUGGCAAAAGCCUGUCAGAAAUACCGCAAGAAAACCUAAGAAAGGAAAUCGUGUGUCCAUGGAACGAUGAUCUGGGAGUGCCACAGCCCACCGACGCUCAGCUUUCCUUUCACUUUUCUGUCUUCAGAGGCCUGCACACUGUCCUGCACGUCGUCCCUGAGUGUGUUUGCCUGACGCCUGGCUUCCUUUCCCACUCCCCACCCCGGGACUGGCUGCCUUCUCCCACUAUUGAAUAUGGGUCAGAUUAGGGAAACUUCUGCUUGUUUAUUUUUAAAAAGGGAAGUCCUCAGUAGAGAACACAGUCAUUCCAUUGUGCCAUUUCAGGGGGAUGGGUGGGCGGAGGAACCAUGACAAUGCAAGAGCAGCUGAUCCUGCAGAGCUGGCUCCUUCCCGGAAUGUGGCUUCUCGAAACCCAGAAGGGGCUGCU